CUCUAGUUUCCAAUAAAUAAGGAAGAAAAGGAUGAAAAUAAUUCAAUGAGCUAUCUUCUCUCCACUUACCCUUCACGUCAACGAACUGUGCCGUUAAUAUAACAGCACCAAAAAAAGCCCCUCCUUCCUCUCUCUCUCUCUCUAAAUAUCACACCCUUUCCCACUUUCUCUCUCUAACCCGCCCAAGAGAUUUCUUCCCUCCCAGCUUGAAACGUUGCUUUCCCUUCACUUCAUUUUCCUCCUCCAAAUCUUCUCCACAGCCACAGAACAGAGACGAGAACUCCGUCGCCGCUGCCCGGCGACUCCGACCUCCCUCGAACACCGCCGGCGGGCCGUAAAGCCGUUUAGCGAGCCCGAACUGCGAAUUGAACUCCAGUGGAGUGGUGGCUCUUUUAGUAAUUUUUUUAAAACAGAGUUGACUCAUUGUAAAUGGAGCCGCUAUCAGGACCCGGAGCUAGACCCGGCCCGACCGCCGACGAGACGGCGCUCGAUUCCGUCCAAUUCGGCGACGACAUCCGGCACCUAAUCUCCGUCCCGACGGAGAACGCGAGCUCCUUCACCGCUCUCCUCGAAUUGCCGCCCAAUCAGGCCGUGGAGCUUCUCCACCACCGCUCCCCUCAGUCGACCCGACCCGAUUCCCGCCACCAGCAACCGCCUCAGCACUUCAAUGCCGGAUUGGUCACCUUCCCGACCAACGCCGCCUUGAUUGAGCGCGCCGCCAAGUUCUCCGUCUUCGCCGCCGAGGAGGAGUUGAACAACGGCAGCAACGCGAUUACCUCGCCGGACGCCAACUCGGCGCCGUCGAGUUCCAGCGCGAAUCUCCAGAAGGUCGUCAAGGCCGAGCCCGCCGAGGCCGCGUCUUGCCCGACGGUCGCCGCCAAGGACGAGAAUCAGAGGCCGAGCUCCAAGAGGAAGGAGCGGGAGAAGAAGGUAGCAACAGGAAGAAGAACAAUAAACUCAAAAUUAGGAUUUCUAGGGUUCCGAUUUCCCCCCUUUUGUUUAAUUUUCCCGAGGAACCUUCAGUCUGCUAAUCCCGCCAAACGGUCUCUCCGCAGGGAAAAGCUUCCUCGAAGAAGAGCAAAAGUGCUGCAAACGAGGAUUCCGAGCAGCUGCCGUACGUUCACGUCCGAGCUCGCCGCGGUCAAGCUACCGAUAGCCACAGCUUGGCAGAGAGAGCGAGGAGAGAGAAGAUUAAUGCAAGGAUGAAGCUGCUCCAAGAGCUGGUCCCGGGCUGCAACAAGGUACUAGUACUAAUACUACUACUCAUUACUGAAUGUUCUGUGUUGCAAGCACAUCAUCAUCACAAUAAUGAAUAAUCAUUUGGGGAAGAAGGGUUUUGAAUGUGAUUAGUCAAUCAUUUGGAUUGAGAUUAGGGGCUUGAUUAAAGAAGUGUGAUUUAGUUUCGUCGCCUCACCUUUUUGCCCAAUAAAGUUGUGGGUCUUUCCUUUCGUACUUCGUAGCAAGAAAAGUUGUGGGGCAAUGGAGGUGGUGGCCAGUGGGGUGUCUCGUCAUUUCUCCAUCUCGUCACUGUGUUUCCCCUCUUUGCAAGACAGGUGUUUCAGAAGCCAGAGGUCCCUUUCCAGGGCUAGUGUCGUCAUUUGAUAUUGAUCAGAAGCUUGUAUCUUAGCAAGCGUUUGAAAAAUCCAGGAAGACAGUAGGCCCUUGUGUUCAUGAUACAGUGAUGAGCCACUGGAAUUGCACUGCAGAUUUUGUCUCCCAUUCGUAUAGUUGAAUAUUUAGGCGUCUGAGAAGAGAAUUAUUUAUGUUUCAAGAUAAAAAGGAUGCUAGCUGGAUAUGCCUCAGCGAAGGACUAAUAUUCUAGUAGUGGUGACUGGUGAUGGAUCAAAUUUUUGGUCCCAUCAUCCGGCAGACGUGAGAAUUGUGUGCCUUCUAGGAAAGGUGCACCGUACAAAUUUCCUUUUGUAAGUUCGGCAUCUGUCUCUGAGAUUUUUAAGAUACUGGAAAAUGAAAGGGAAAGAAAAGAUGGAGACUUUUCCUUGUGAUAAAUUCAUAUGACAAAAUUUCUGGACCCGAUCGGCCUGAACCAUGGUGUGAUGGUUGAUGACAAUAUUCAUUUUUCUUCUUCUCAUUAAUGGUAUAUUAAGAGAUAAUACAUAAACAAUGGUGGAUUGCACCUACUGAAAAGUUAACUUUCCCUUCAUUUUUUAUCCUGCCUUUAUGUCUUUCUUGUUAAGCGUUGUUCAGUUUUUGAAUGUCCAAAAGUAUGUGCUAUUAUGGUAAUGUCACUCUGGGAGUUCCUGAGCGUGGUUUGUUUUAUAGUAGACAGGGUUCACUGGUCUAUUAAUGUGUCUUUGAUGGGUUGAGAUUUGCAGCAGCAUUCAACUUGUCUUGGGGGAUGUUAACAUACAUGUAAUGUAUGAUAGCUAUGGAUUGCUCUUCUUAUUGAUGCUUUAUGAGCUCCCUGAAAAAUUGUUUUGGAAUAUGCUUCGAUAAUUGCUAAGAACUCUCCGAAUCCCGAACUAAUUGUACAAAAACGUUCUGUAUGCAGAUCUCUGGUACAGCACUUGUACUGGAUGAAAUCAUCAAUCAUGUCCAGACCUUGCAACAGCAAGUGGAGGUCUUGUCAAUGAAACUUGCAGCGGUGAACCCAAGACUAGAUUUCAAUUUGGACAAUAUGUUGCCUGCAGAUAGUGGAUCUCUAAUGGAUAGCAACUUCCCAGCUAUGAUGAUGCCGGUAAUGUGGCCAGAAGUGCAACCAAAUGGGAACAGGCAGCAAUAUCACCAGCCGCUAUGGAACUUCGAUGUGGUUCCCCAGCCUCCUGCAGGAGGCUGGGGAAGAGAAGACGGCCACAACUUCAUGACUCCAGAGAACUCCCUCUUGAGUUACGUCUCCCCAGCAGAUUCAGCAUCUCUAAACUCCAGUCAAUCUCAAUUGAAAAUGGAGCUAUGAAGCAGCAGUUAUAGUAGAUGUAAAUAUGAAGCAAGUAUUAGCAGUUAGCAGACAUGGAAGUGAUUAGAGGAGGGACCUCUCUCAAUUAUUGGGGAGUGGUCUUUCUAAUUAUUCAUCUUUGGGGGGUCGACCCCCAAAGAUUUCUCUCUCUCUCUCUCUCUCUCUCUCUCAAUUGAAGGGUGAGAAAUUUGGUUGGUGGCUGCAAAGCUAUUUGCCGCUACAAGUUGAUGAUGAUAAUGUUUAGUUGUCUGUCAUAUAUAUAGAUGUAUUAUUGGAGGAUUAUACCAGCACUCACUAACUUGAAGAAGUCAUUCGAUCAAUUAUAGUAGGGUCGCUUGAUUUGAUUUGAUUUGAUUUGCGCCGUAUAUAGAUAAGAAAUGUAUUGUAGGAACAUGAUGUGGAUUAUACUCUGUAGUCUGUACUCUCUCUCCCUUUUGAAUUUAAGACUGCAGUUGGACAAUUUUUCCAGUUAUA
Molecule: messenger RNA, 3385 nt
Organism: Linum tenue
Lineage: Eukaryota; Viridiplantae; Streptophyta; Magnoliopsida; Malpighiales; Linaceae
Source: the annotation of a GenBank genome assembly